CUGUGAAGUCAGAUAGCAGUCAAAAGCGUGGAGUUUCAUCUAUCAUCAUCAGAAACGAAGAAAGAGGGAAGAGAAAGCGUUCAGCAGAUUUCCUAAAGAUACUUCAUAACUUGAUUGUGGAAGUUUAGCAAUGGAGCCUUUCUCUGCUGAUAACAAUUCAACUGACCUACCCUCACAGCCCUGGUAUGAACCCCAAGUCAUUCUCUCCAUGAUCAUUCUCAGCCUCACUUUCUUAUUGGGAGUGCCAGGCAAUGGCCUAGUGCUGUGGGUGGCUGGCCUAAAGAUGCAGCGGACAGUGAACACGGUUUGGUUUCUCCAUCUCACACUGGCGGACUUCCUCUGCUGCCUCUCCUUGCCCUUCUCCCUGGCUCACUUGGCUCUCCAAGGACACUGGCCCUAUGGCUGGCUCCUAUGCAAGCUCAUCCCCUCCAUCAUCCUCCUCAACAUGUUUGCCAGCGUCUUCCUGCUGACUGCCAUUAGCCUGGAUCGUUGUCUCUUGGUCCUCAAGCCAAUCUGGUGCCAGAAUCACCGCAAUGUGGGGACAGCCUCUGCUAUCUGUGGAUGUAUAUGGGUGGUGGCUUUUGUAAUGUGUACACCUGUGUUCAUGUACCGAGAAACAUUCGCUGUAGACAACUAUUAUAUGUGUGGCUACAAUUUUGGUCUCGACAGCUCAUUAGGUUAUUCAGACUUCACCACUGAUCUCCUGGAAAAUGGGUCUCUUGACAACUCCAUUGUUCAGAUGCCUGGAGAAAUGGAUGAUAGAUUAGAGUCUUUCUCUUUACAAACAAAUGAUCUUCCUUGGACAGCCACCACUAUCCUCUAUUCUCAAACAUUUCAAAGACCUUCUGGAGAGUCACUCCCUAUGGAUUCAGCUAAAUUAUUUAGUCAACAUCCAUAUUAUAAUUUAUUUAAACCUCCUGAUGGGGUCUCAUCUAUAAUCCCCAGUGGGUUUCCCAUUGAAGAUCACAGAAUUGACCCACCAGAUAACUCUGAUACUUUUCUCUCUACUGAUGUAGAGCUUUACUCUGGUAUUUCCACCAAUUACUUAUACGCAUACGAGCUAUCCCAAGAUUUCCAGGAUGAAUAUUUAGGCCAGUUUUCAUAUGACAAUCAAGUACAAACACCCCUGAUGGCAAUAACCAUCACUAGGCUAGUGGUGGGUUUCCUUCUGCCCUUUAUUGUUAUGGUGACCUGUUAUGGCCUCAUUAUCUUCCGAAUGCGACGGGGCCGCUUCACCAAGACUCGGAUCAAAACCUUGCGAGUGGCCAUGGCUGUGGUGGUUGUCUUCUGUGUCUGCUGGGCUCCAUACCACGUUGUUGGAGUCCUAUCAUUGUUUUUUGGCCCAGAAACUCCCUUUGGAGAAGCUCUGCUGCCUUGGGACCACGUGUCCAUUGCUCUAGCAUCUGCCAAUAGUUGCUUUAAUCCCUUCCUCUAUGCCCUCCUAGGAAGAGAUUUCAGGAAGAAAGCAAAGCAGUCCAUGAAGGGCAUUCUGGAGGCAGCUUUCAGUGAAGACCUCACGCACUCUACCAGCUGUCCCCAAAGCAAAGUCUUUUUGGAAAGAAACAGCAUCAGUACAACUGUGUGACGAUAUGGAGCAGUUGACCCAAGCUGAGGUUCUUAGGUAUUCACCCAGUGCAACAUGUUUCUAGAACAACGAGGGAUAUCAUGAGCAGGAGAUUUCAGAAAUCAUCCAGAAUCAAUCCAUAGGUUCUCAAAGUAUGGUCCAAGACUAGUGGCAUCAGUGUCACCUGGUAACGUGUUAGAAUCACCUAGAAACUUGCUGAAUCAGAAUCUCUGGGGGUGGGCCCCAGCAAGUGUCUUAACAAACACUCUUGUUUCUAAUAAAUGCUAAAUUAGAGAAUCAUUGUAUAGUCUAUUUUUAUCCCAAACUAAGCCAAUGAGAUCAAUGAGAACCUAGUCUGUUUUAGAAUGAUUUUUCCAUCAGGAAUUUUUUUCUUUAGUAUUGUACAAAUCCCCUCCCAGAUUCAAUUUAAAACCAUUUCAUCUAGUCUCACCUGAGUGGAAAAUGAUCAUUUCUUUAUGGCUUUGUGGUGGUGGUGGUGAUGUUUUUCAAUGAAAAGAAGGUGCAAAAAGAAAAAGUCAAUGAAAACAAGCCGUUAUGAGACUGAGCCUGGAGCAGAGUACAACGUCAGAUGCCUGCUAUGUGUAGUACUCCUGGAUACAGGACAUGGGAAUUCCAAGUUUCCAUUAUUACAACUAAAGAGGCAUCUACUGUGUAAAGAUGGGCUGCUAAGGCAUCUGAAAUCUUACUCCUAAAAUGGCAUGUAAACUGCGGUUUGGGGAGUUUUCUAUUUGUUUACUCGAUCUGCCUAUUGAUAGAACCAUCUCUUGUCCAUUCCCUUUCCUAAGCUCCUUUAUUCCCUUAUUCCUCCCCUGCCUCUAAAUCGUCUUCCAUAUUAGACUUUGUGCAUCUAAUAACCUCUAAUUUCGUAAGAUUCAAAUUGUUCCUCUCCUCUUGCUUGAAACUAAUAUUCCCUAAGACACUCACUUCCAAUGAGAAGAGAAAGAGGGUGGAGGAUGGAGCAGUAAUCCUUGAAUUCACUGCAUAGUGACUGAGUACCCUCCAGGAAUACCAUCCAACUUUGUAAAGCAUGGCUACACGUAUGUAUCAUUCACCAGGUAUAUCUUUGGGUUUUGAAAAUUAAUUUUUAUCUUUCCGAAAGUAAUAUAGAUGCAUGUAGUUUAAAGAGAACCCAAGGCUUAUAAUGAAAUAUAAGACGUUUCCUGCCCCUCUCUGCCCGACCAAUCUCUCCUCCCACUCCCAUCUCCCAGAAAUAACACUUGCAACAAUUUUAGACAUUUCUUCUAAUAUUUACCACGAUGAGUCAUGUGCUUAUGCAGCUAAUUUUCAUAUACAUGAUAAAAUCACUUCUUGUCUUGAAAGAUGAAUUUAUCCACAUUCAUAUUUUUUGCUUAUCCAUCAUCCUAAUAUUCAUUAAUCAUCAUACUUCAAUUUGGUUAUGACCACACACUUUCUUCUAUUCUAUGGAUCCAUUCUAACCAUACAUAUAACUUUCCUUCCAUC
This is a messenger RNA of Mirounga angustirostris (Northern elephant seal), 3046 nucleotides long. RefSeq names its product complement C3a receptor 1 (gene C3AR1). Bases 131 to 1585 code for a protein of 484 amino acids. Gene Ontology annotation, cellular component: plasma membrane. Lineage: Eukaryota; Metazoa; Chordata; Mammalia; Carnivora; Phocidae. The record is from RefSeq and is a predicted model, not a curated record. Gene Ontology annotation, biological process: chemotaxis; complement receptor mediated signaling pathway; phospholipase C-activating G protein-coupled receptor signaling pathway. The transcript is spliced from 2 exons. Gene Ontology annotation, molecular function: complement component C3a receptor activity; G protein-coupled receptor activity; complement component C5a receptor activity.